Messenger RNA from Ruditapes philippinarum (Manila clam), 1258 nucleotides. Its product is annotated as bridging integrator 3-like. Gene Ontology annotation, molecular function: protein binding; lipid binding. The record is from RefSeq and is a predicted model, not a curated record. The coding region runs from base 277 to 1044 and encodes 255 amino acids. NCBI's taxonomy places the organism in Eukaryota, Metazoa, Mollusca, Bivalvia, Venerida, Veneridae. Gene Ontology annotation, cellular component: cytoplasm; actin cortical patch. Gene Ontology annotation, biological process: plasma membrane tubulation; endocytosis; actin cortical patch localization. The transcript is spliced from 7 exons.
UAGAAUCAAACGUCUGAAUGAUAUAGACGAAAAAAAAAGAUAUUUUCAAUCAUUUACAAAAUAUUCAAUUGAAAAAACAACAAGCAUUCCUAAAAUAUUUUCUUGUUAUUUUGCUGCAUAUUUAGUAGAUCUACUGUUAUUUAUUUUUAAGUAGGGUAGUUAUUUAUGCUGCAAAUUCACCGUCUAGACGUUUGUUUGACAAGACUGAAACUUCCGGAUGCUACAGAUACUUUCCUGAAUAAAAUGAGUUAAACAUAGAAAGCAGAUAGUGUUACAAUGAGUUGGAAUCCUUUCAGUCGUCACGGGGGAGCAAAGAAAAGUGUUGUGUCUCGUCAGGAAGAGAGAGAACUUGAAAGAGAAGUGAAAAAAUUAGAUGAAUUGGAUGAAGCAUCAAGGAGACUUUACAAAGAUGGUAGGAGGUAUAUAGAUGCAAAUAAUGGGUUAGGAAAGGCUGAGAACAAGAUUGUACAAGACUUGAUGAGCAGUGGGAUCUGUCAGACAGACGAACAGUUUCAGCGACAUAUACUUACAUGGGAGAGGGCCAUCGAGGAUCUAGGCAGAUAUAGACAGGAACUGAAUACCAAUAUUCAGAAAACUAUGGUAGAACCAAUGAAAAAAUUUAGUGGUGUAUUUCCUAGUGUUCAAAGUGCAAUAAAGAAGAGGGAGCAAAGUCUGCAGGACUACACCAGAACUCAGGCCAAAUAUAACAAGUACCAGGAUAGAGAUAGGACUGGACAAAACAUUGUCAAGUUAGAUACUAACAAGAAAGCCCUUGACACUGCAAGAGAUGAGUUUAAAUCACAAGAUGUUGCUGUAAGACAGGAUCUACCACGUCUGAUAGAUGGCAGGUUGGAAUACUUUAAACCCACGUUUGACGCACUUAUUCGUUCACAACUCAACCAUAGUACAGAAGCCUUUAAAACAUACGCUGAAGUUUCCUCGGAGCUGUUUCUCGAUUCAAAACUAACAGAAAGUGAGCGUAAAGACAGGAUCAAUCAGACAUUAAGUGAUAUGAAAGCGUUGUCAAUAACAGUUGAUGAUUAAGUCUUUACUUAUGUGAUUUAUGUACUUAAUUUGUCUACAGCUUUAAAUACAGAGAAAUCCAUUGUUAGCUUGAGGUAUUUCAAAAUUAGUAUUGUACUUUGUGAUUUUGAGAGAUUUCAGAUUUGAAUUCAGACCUGUAUAUUGUGAUAUUUGAAAGAUUUCAGGGUUUAAUUUGGACAUGUCCAUUGCAGGUUUAAGGGAUUUUAACAUUUAA